UUUUCGGUGGCGAAUGGCUGCGGCUCGGACGACGGCCACGGACGCGAUGAAUUUGUCGGCUACUGACCACGACGGUGCGACCGGCAACUGGUCGUCGUCGUCGUCGUCGUCACCAUUCCCGGAGUGGAACGGUGCCAGCAACUGGUCCGUAUUUUUUUGUCCCGUGUUCGAGGACGAUGGGACGGACGAUGACGACUACAACCUGCUGUUCGAGUUCAUCACAUACGGCGUGCUGCUCAACGUGAUCGGGGUGUUCGGCAUACUGGGCAACGUGAUAUCAAUGGUGAUCCUGUCCCGGCCGCAGAUGAAGUCGUCCAUCAACUACUUGCUGAUCGGCCUGGCCCGGUGUGACACGGUGCUGAUCAUCACGUCCAUGUUGCUGUUCGGGUUGCCCGUCAUCUACCCGGCCACCGGCCACCUGUUCAACUACUACUUCAAAGUGUACCCACUGAUCGCGCCCGUCGUCUACCCCAUAGCGAUGGUAUCGCAGACCGUGUCCGUGUACCUGACGCUCACCGUCACCCUGGAACGGUUCGUGGCCGUCUGCCAUCCGCUCCGCGCCCGGUCACUGUGCACGUACGGCCGGGCCCGGGCCUACGUGGUGGCCACCAUCGCAUUCGCCGUCCUCUACAACGUCACCCGGUUCAUGGAGGUGCGCGUCCAGAAGUGCAUGCACACCGGUUACAACCAGUUCGUAUACCAGGUAUACCCCACCGACCUGCGCAACAACCGCGACUACAUAUCCAUCUACAUACACUGGAUGUACCUGCUCAUCAUGUACUUCAUACCGUUCGGGUCGCUAGCAGUKCUCAACGCCGCCAUAUACCGUCAGGUGAGAAGGGCCAACAGAGAGCGACAGCGGCUGUCACGUCUGCAGAAGAAGGAGAUCGGGCUGGCCACAAUGCUGCUGUGYGUGGUGGUCGUGUUCCUCCAGUGCAACGUGUGGGCGCUCAUAGCGAACGUGGUGGAGGCGUUCUACGGCAUCACCGUCGACCAUCUGGUCAAAGUUAGCAACCUUCUGGUGACGAUCAACUCGUCUGUCAACUUCGUCAUCUACGUGAUAUUCGGUGAGAAGUUCAAACGGCUGUUCUUCAAGCUGUUCUUCCCGCGGGGCGUGUGGAUGUGCGGUUGGCACUAUGCCACCGACGGCCGGGGAGGUCCUAGCGGCGCUGGAGGCGGUGGCCACGUGGCUAUGGACGACAGUGAAGCCACAUGCAAUGGGGCAACGGCGUUUGAGUGCAGGCAACUGGCCACCACCGCRGUGUGUGGUUCUCUGUCGUCCGCGGACCACUACAAGCGGUCUCAUCGUAGCCGCCACCAUCACCAAAACCACCAUCACCAUCAUCACAGCCAUCAUCACCACAAUCGGGACGGUGACCGCGUGGAUCACCAACACGGAACGGUGACUAAUGGCGGUAAUAGAUAUGGUAACGGUGGUAACUCUACAUCCGACGACCGGGAGCUCAGCUCGAAGACGCCAACCAACAGUGGUCUGAUGUGGGAACACUCGACCACUACCACUACGACCACCGUAAACGUACACCAGAUCUGAGCGUUGUUAGACUGACUAAGUGUGUUUUAACUUUGUCACAAAAGUGUGAGUGUGUGUGUGUGUGUGUUUUUUUUAACAAAUGUAUUAUCAUGUUAUCAACCAAUACUUACAUUCGAUCGGGUGAGGGGAGUAGGAGGAUGAACUGCAGGAUAUUGAUGAUAAUGAGGAAGAGCGUUGGACGAGUAUGAUAUGGAACUUGGAUGUAUGAAAUAUGUCAUAUUAGACGCAGACGGUUGGACGGGUGCAUAAUACCAAUAUCUGAAAUUUAAAAAAAAUAUGCUUCUUGAAACGUUUAAAAUUAAAUAAGAAAAAAAAUGGUCAAAUAUCUCGUAUUGAAUAUUGUUUAAUACGAGAUCGGUUGUGCCUACCAUAUCUCGAUAGUCGAUGACACGAAAUAUUGGCAACGGAUGAUUAGAUAUUAUAUAAUAUUUCACGAGGAUAGUUAUUUUUUCUUACCCAACUUCGUGGUUCACUGAACGUCAUCUAUUAUAUGCCAGCAUCCUCCGGACGAUCACCCGCUAUUGUGGAAACAUGAGAGACAACACAUGGUACACAAGUGAAUAGUAUCUACCACUAAGGCUGGACAAUUUGACUAAUUUGUUUUUUUUUUUUUAAUUCAUGGAUUUAAGUUUAAGAAAGUUAAUAGUUACAUAUUUUCUUCUUGGUAUAACUUUAAAUUUAAAUGAAAAUAAGUAACUUGGUGAAUUCGUUAAAAUAAUUUAUAUUUUAUCUGAAUAUUUACAAUCCACUUUAAAGCUCAAAAAGUAAAUUUCAUAAAAUUAUACACACUAUACAAUUAAAUACAUAAUAAUAAUAGAUAAGUACAUAAUAUAAGAAUAAUUACAGAUUACUAAAGAAAGGGAUGAUAGACUUUACUAAUUAGAUUUUCUUGCAUUGUUUAGGUUUAGAUUUUGAGAAGUCAUGGAAUCAAAUUAGGUAUCUUAAAAUUCCAACUAAGUUCCCUGGUUGUUUUAUUGUACUGACAUAUUUUUUCCCAUAAUAUUCUAAAACUUAAUCUAUAUGUUAAGACUACUAUAUCUCAGGAUGGGGUUACGAAAUUCGUAUUUUCAUAUAAAUAUAUAUUAUGUUAAUUAGAAACAAUAGUUUAUACAAAACAAAAUUAAUUUUAAUUAUACAGAGUUAUAUUAUUCGGAAAUAAUAUUAAUUUAACUUGAUUUUACAAUCAAUCAACUAAUGUUUAAACUGCAUAUCUUGGAACACAUUUUUACUCCAUUCUAACCUAAUUGCUUAAUCCAAUGUAACUUUACUUUGAUUUUUUAUUUCGUUCAUGUCCAACCUCCAACCUCGCAUACUGUGCAUAUAAAUCGGAUACGAUACACAUGCAUGUCAUAUACAAUUUAUAGUUAUGUUUAAUUUAAUAUUAUGGUUUCGAAAUGUGAAUGGAUGCUAUCUAAUAUACUAUAGGUAUCAAGAAAGUAUGUAAAGGUGUGUGCAAGUUGAAAUUCGUUUGUUCAAUAUAAAACGUCUAUAUGCAAGCAAAUCGUGUAUCACAUACUGCACCGAUUAAACAAUAUAAUAAAACAGUCAAUCGUUCUGUAUUUUUUUCCAUAUAACCAGUGUUAAUGUCAUAAGUAGGUAAGCGAUAUGUUUUAGAUUCUGAGCGGAGUGAGGGAUGUUUGGUAUUUGGUUUCACAAUGCUGUUUAUUCCUUUUCCUUAUUCUGUAAACACUUUUUCUCCCUCUAAACUUGCUCAAAAGUAUCGAGUGUAUCAUCUUUUUUGAAAGACAAUGCUCUUGAGCUGGUACUUUUGAUACGUCAUUUUUCGAUUUUCGAAACUAUAUUCGAAAU
This is a messenger RNA of Diuraphis noxia (Russian wheat aphid), 3361 nucleotides long. Its product is annotated as FMRFamide receptor. The record is from RefSeq and is a predicted model, not a curated record. Gene Ontology annotation, molecular function: G protein-coupled receptor activity. Gene Ontology annotation, biological process: G protein-coupled receptor signaling pathway. NCBI's taxonomy places the organism in Eukaryota, Metazoa, Arthropoda, Insecta, Hemiptera, Aphididae. Gene Ontology annotation, cellular component: membrane.